Molecule: messenger RNA, 7126 nt
Organism: Hylaeus anthracinus
Lineage: Eukaryota; Metazoa; Arthropoda; Insecta; Hymenoptera; Colletidae
Gene: hzg
Product: carboxy-terminal domain RNA polymerase II polypeptide A small phosphatase 1
Exons: 4
Coding region: 2112-2993 (293 amino acids)
Molecular function (GO): RNA polymerase II CTD heptapeptide repeat phosphatase activity
Source: RefSeq, a predicted model, not a curated record
AUUUUAGGACGUUAGAACGCCUAUAUUAAAUGCUAUUAGAAAUGAUUUACAAUAAAAAAAAGAAAAAAAGUUAAAUGACUAUAUAAUAUGCAUCCAAUGUGGAACAAGUACUGAGAUUACACGUUUCUUUACAAAAUUUAUGCUCAAUUUAUGACUAGAAGUAUUUCAAACUUAUCAUUGAAUAUACUAUUAUUGUAAGUUAAGGUAUAAGACCAAAUAUUAUGUUACAACAAAAUAUACUAUUGGUAAAAUACGAAGAUAAAAACGCUAGAUUGUGGUUUAUAUUGAUUUUAGUUGUAUAAAGUAAUAAAAUUCCUUGUUAUCCUUAGUAACCACGGUAUAAAAGAGAGGAAUACUUUGAAUGGGAAAUAUUAGUUCAAGUAUAAAUGAACGAGUGAUCGACGAAGAAAGCUAGUCUCCGAUGGAUUCCAUGCGGUCUGCUAAAAAGAUUAAAAGAAAAUGAUGGAGGUGCGACGUUAGUCAUAGUACUCGUAGUAUUCCAUGAGUAUAACUCAAAGAACAGAUCUAUUCAAUUCUAAUUGCCGCGAACAAACUCGAUCCAUGCCCGAAAAGGAAUAGAGCGGAAUAGCGAAUAGCGAAAGCCGCGUUCCUCCCGUUCUGCUUUUAUGGCUUUAAUUUUUGAGUUCGAACGGUGCACAACGGUCGCGUUCACGGUUGAACAAAAGACCGCUAGACGGCGGGAGAAUCGCGCGGAGUGCAAGAGCCAGUGACACACUGUGUUAACAUCAAAAACUUGUGUAACACGGGUCCGCGAUGUUGUUUGCGUUGUACUGAUAAAAAUUUAAACCACGGCAGUUGUGUAGCGAACAAGCACCGUUCGACGUUCGCGUGUGUUUUGUUCGCGAUCUUCGAAUUGUUACGAAACCGUUCCGGAAUCGGUGCUGUUCCUGACCGAGGACCAACGGGAUACGCGUAUCGGUCUGUCCGUAACAACAAUAUCGGAUCCAUUGGCGAAAAGGAUUAACGCGCGAGCCGCGUCGAAGGACACCACACCGUCGACCCCAACGAACAUGUUCGGCGAACAAAACGUGUACGACAAACGUCGAAUCGCGAUGUACUGCGCAACGACAUAGGUGUGGCGCGCGAAAGAGAGAGCGUAUACGCACCUAACCGUAGGUACGUGCGGGCAAGUGCUGCGUUGGAAUGAAGACAGCAAAGAAUUGGAUUAACUUUCCCCGAUCACGUUCGAGUGCAGCGAAAACGAGCGAUUACUCUUAACACGGUGUGAAACGUGCCACCGAUACAGCGAAAUUGAUCGUAUACAGUGUAACGAAGUCACUCUUUCUCUAAAAUCAAGAUAUAAAUUCUUGUGCCAGUGGCGUAAGCAGCAACCUCAGGAGCCACAUGCCAAAACUCACAGUACGGCCGUUUUCUAACUAAACCCUUUAAAUGUCUAAUUACAUCAGAAAAACAAGCGGUAUACUUACUUUUUCACGAAAAGCGACCAACGAAACUUGUACAGCGAUAUUCAUUGACUCGUAUACAAGUUUCGCGUAAAGUGUAAUAAUAGUAAUCAAGGAGUUCCUCGAUGUUUGUUAGAGAACAAAAUAGUAAACAAGACGCUAUUAUGUUUGUUUGUGGUUCGUUAUAAAACCCAGGGUGCCCGCGUGCUUGGCACGCGCCGCACGCCCUUAGCUACGCCACUGUAUCGGUCCUUUUCGAAGUAAAUAUCAGUGGAGUUACACCGUGUGGGUGCGUGUGUGUGGUUCGCGGCUGUGCGUGUGCCUGCGCCUAUGCGUCUCCAUUCGUCGAGCCGCGGUGAUCUUCGCAGUGGUGGAGGCGGCGGAGGACAGAGCGAAGGCGGCGGCGGCAAUAGCACCAGCAGCGGUGGCGACGGCGGAGGAGACAGUGGAGGUGGUGGCGGCGGCGGCGGUGGCCGCGACGGCGUUUGGAGGGAGAGAUUUCGUACGUCGUGACUGAGCGAGCGAGUGGGUUGGCGCGUGUGCGUGCUUGACACGCGUAUACGCUCUCUCAUUCUCGGUUCCCCGUGCGCGCGUGUUUACUCGUGGCGAUGUGUGGAUGUGUGUUUCUCGCGCCCGCGCAUUAACGGAAUUCACGAUCGGACACGCAGGGACUCAACAAAUGUUUAAAUGGACGCAUCGUCCAUUAUCACCCAAGUGUCGCGGGAUGACGAGCUAGGCCAGUUUAAUAACGAGAAAGCCCAGUUACCGCGAGAGAAUGAAGUGGCCAGCAACGGUCCAGCCAGUGGCAAAAAGCCAAGAGGGCGUGGACUUCUACGAUCUCUACUUUGUUGUCUCGGUAGAGGACGUGGAAGUAGUUCAAAGAGUUCGAAAACAAAUUCUGUACAAUGGGAUGAACAAGGUUCUCCACCGCCAGGGACUGGAUCCCCUCGGUUUCUUCUCCCACCUGUCAGACAUCAGGAUAUGCACAAGAAGUGCAUGGUGAUUGAUUUGGAUGAGACGCUAGUGCAUAGUUCUUUCAAACCAAUCAACAACGCUGAUUUUGUUGUUCCUGUAGAAAUUGAUGGGACAGUGCAUCAGGUGUAUGUUUUAAAGAGGCCUUAUGUGGAUGAAUUCUUGCAAAGAAUGGGUGAACUGUACGAGUGUGUAUUGUUCACUGCAAGUUUGGCUAAGUAUGCUGAUCCAGUAGCAGAUCUGCUUGACAGAUGGGGAGUGUUCAGAGCAAGACUGUUUAGAGAAUCUUGUGUUUUUCACAGAGGAAAUUAUGUUAAAGAUUUAAAUAAACUAGGGCGGGAUUUACAACAAAUUAUUAUUGUUGAUAAUAGUCCUGCCAGUUACAUUUUCCAUCCAGAUAAUGCGGUACCAGUGGCGUCAUGGUUCGACGAUAUGACCGAUUCAGAACUACUAGACUUAAUUCCAUUUUUUGAGAAACUCAGUAACGUGGAAAAUAUUUAUACAGUCUUGUGCAAUAUCAAUCACCCUUAUAAUCAAAUGCAGACUAUUGUACAGAAUAGUCCAAGCCCAGGUUCAGGUUCGCUUGGUGCUUCCUAGCCCUACCUAAAUUCUGGCCAAACAGCCAGUAUUGUCAUCGCUCAAUGCACUCUGAGGAGGAUUGUGACUGGAAUACUCCGCGUUACUUUCUUGUUAUGUGGCAGUGGACAACCAGGUAUGGCCCACUAAAUACCAAGUGUAGUAUGCAGACAUACCUGUUGAACAAUCAUUUAAAUAAGGGGUGAAAAUUCUGUAUCCUCCUGUGUAUUAUUUGUUUUGAUGCAACACAAAUCACGGUUGGUUUCGUUGUUGGCUUGAGUUGUCUUUCCUGAUAAACAACAAUAUACUGUGCUCCGAACUGUUCACAGUAUGACAGAUACGAUGUACUGAAUAUAUUGAUCUAAUCGUUAACGUACAGUUUUUAAAAAAAAUUCACGAGUAGCUCAAUUGGUAAUAACAAAUAACUCCUUCAGUUACACCGAAGCGGAAUAGAUUUCGAAUAUAAUUUAUCGGUUACAUAAUAAUUCAAUGUGCGUGUUUCCGUGUUUGGUGUACUUGAGAAAAAAAGCACAUGAUAAGGCUAACAGCGAAUGUGAAACGUGAUGUACAUUUUAUACUGGUUAAAUGCAUAACUUUGUGCUUAUUUGAACUUAAUUUUUACAAAGUACCUCAUGAAUUAAUUGUAGAAGAGAACAAAAUCACGUAUAUGAAAUUAGAGUAUAGCGUUAGCGGUACAAAGGAAAGAAAAUACUGAAUUACUUUUGAGUCGUUUGAUGGGCUAUAUUAUAUAUAUAUAUAUAUAUAUGUAUAUAUUCUACUUCUCCCCUUAUUAUAAUCCGGUUAUUUACUAUGAAUUUGCAUUACGUUUACUGUCACUGUAUAUACAGUUUCAACGAGUUCUUAUAGUAUUGCUAUGAAUAUCGAGUAACAUAGUAAUUAAUUUUUAUAUAAAUUUUAUGAGGCUGAUAAUUCCAAAUAGUAUCAGAAAUUAGCAUCUUUGUAAAAUCCUUUUACCGAAUGUAAUCAAGAUUUGUUAGAAUUCAUCGAAGAAAUACGUUCGAUUUUAUUGAAUCAGACUUUCUUCCUAGAAACGAACAAGAAACAUUGAGAUCUAACAAUUUAAGAUUUUAGUAAUACAAAUAUUAGAACGAUUAUUAUUUACCUAACCGUUUCUUCUUUAUUUUUACUGAAACGAUAUUAACAGUAACUACAGUUUGAGAUAUUUAAUCUGAUUACAUACGAAAUUAAUGUUAAUACACUUUAAAUGAAUAUUGUUAUAUGAUGGUAUUUUAACUUUGUUUUGGGAAACAUUGAGAAAAUAAUGAAAAGGUAUAAAACAACCAAAAUUUUGUAAAUGUUUAAAUAUUGAGUCUGUGCAUAUCAUUCUCUCCCUUCAGGCAAUCGAGUAAUAAAGCAUUACGUUAAUUCAGUAAUGAUUACAAUAUCAUUAAUAAAGUAGACUUAUUUAAUCUUGUAAUCUUUCAAGCGUAGGUAAGCGAAAAUGUAUUUUCACGCAUACGCAAACAUUUACUAACAAGCGGUUAUCAAGUUUGUACUUUUAAUUAGUGCAUAACAGAUGUAUAUCGCUUUUUAUUUUAUUACUGCUGUUACUAACAUAAUCAUCAUCACCAUUAUUAAUAAUAAUAUAGUAAAUCGAAUUUAAUUACAUUAUUGUUAUUAUCGGUUUAGUUUCAAAUAAUCUAAUUUAUUAAGAAUAUUAUCUGUUUGUCGUUAUCGAAUAUUCUAAUCAAAAAUCAAUUUACGGAAAUGUAUAACGUUGCACAGACGAGACAGUUACAGAGAUAAAGUUUUAUAAUAACGGCAAAGGAUUUCACCAUUCGUAUGUCAGUUGCAACCGUUUAUUGGAUUAUAACGUUAACGUCAUUUCGUCGCGUCUUUUACAUAAUAUGACAAAAUCAAUGAUUAGAUUUAUGGUAUCUAUUUCAAAAUUUCAGUGUUUACUUUUCAUCUUGAAAUAUUAAAGGCACAUUGAUAAGAUAUGUAUCUAUACGUAGAUUAACAGAAUCAGAAUAAUUUUCAAGUACUUUGCACUGUAUUUGAUAUAUAUUUUUCUUUUUUUUUUUAUUUAAGGCAAAGGCACCACAUACAAUAAUUUACAAACUUUUUAUAACAGAUUUAACGAUAUAAGAUUAACGUCCGCUUGAACAAAAGCUCUCCGACAUUACACAUUUAUAAUGUAUAUUUUAUUUUUUAAGCAUAGUUUAUUAAUGUACAUGAACCUUGGCUCUGCUAAUUAUCUAUGUUGCUUUACUGUUUCUCAUUGAACAAAAGUAGGUUCGCAGAGUUAUAAGUUUUCAUUUGGCGAAAAGGGGAGCUAGGAUAUACAGAGAUAAGAAGAUUAUAUAACAAUAAGUCUUACACAUAUUGCAUAAUAUUAAAUGGCUUCCAACUUCAUCUUCUAUCAAAGUUUUUCGUUGGAUGUUACAUUACUUUAAUAUCUAUCUGUUAAGUGGGUCAAUAUUGAGACGACAUUUACAUCUAGGAAAACAGACCCAGCCAGUGAUAUAACGAAUUGAAAAUACGAGUGAACUAAUUCACGUGAUAAUACAGUUGGAGAGGACUAUUUGAACAUAGUUGAAUUGAUUAUUUUUUCUUUUUCUUUUUUUUUUUUUGUGAUAAUUUUCUAUAUUAAAUAGUCUUAAUAUACACGGUUUAACAAAACAAAAGAUGCUAGCUGACCGUUAAAAAAAUGUAUAUAAAUGUUGACGAGUUUAUAUCUAGGAUUUAACAAUUUAUUAUUCAGAAUUGCAUUUGCCGUAUUAAUGUCGUUUUAUUUAUGUUUAUUGCGCAUGUUUAGGAAAGAACAACAUGUUAUGGAACGUUUGUACUUAGUAACCGUACCUCGCCAAUACUUUUAACGAAGCUCCUGUAAUAUAUCUGAUUUAACGAUUUCGAUUGUGGCAAUAUCACGCAGUAGCUGUGCUUCUACUCCAUCCUUCAUCUAAAUAUAUGUAUAAUAAAUUCAACAGAUUUAACGCAAAUAAUCAUUGUAUCGAAUUACUGUUCGUUUUUGGACAGCAUUCAAAACAGCGGCGGCCGACGCGAACACGAUGAAUUUAUAUAAUAACUUUUAUCACAAAAUUCACGAUACUCUUCUCGUGUGAAAAUUGUAACCAGCGUUCGCUAUAAUAACGCCCAUCCAAACGACUCUACCAUUACCUGGUUCACCUAUUCCGGAAAUACGUACAGUAAAACAAGGAUAUGCGUGAGAAAAAAAGAAAAUGUAUCUCGAAUCGAACACCUUGUGUUUCUAUUGGGUUGUCCGGAAAGUUCAUGCCUAUUUUUAAAAAGAAUUCAAAAGGCAUAUUUGAAUUAUGAUGUACAUCUAUUGAAUUAUAGAUGUACCAUUUUGUUCCACAACCUUUCCAUCUGUUAAGAAAUGUACACAUUUUAUUUGUUUACAGCCAUUCCGAUAUAAUAUACAGACCUGUACCGCCUACUAAAAAUCGGCAUGGACUUUCCAGACAGCCCAAUAUUAUCGAUAUCUUUUACGAAACUCCGUCUGCCGUCUGGGAGCAGUUGUAAAUUUAAGACAACACGCGAGCGAUUACGAUGCGACAUAUACAGUCAUGUGGCAAAAUCCUGAGAGCAUUCUUUUCUUCUUCUUCUUCUUCUUCUUUUCUUUUUCUCCUCUUUUACUUUUUCUUUCCAUUGUUUAUCGCAGAAACGUAUAUCACUGAUAAUGUGCACGAUAACAAGUCGAAUAUGGAAAAUAUAGCUAAUGCCUGUUUUUCAGUUAGGAAGAUCGAGCAACGGAGGCCACGUGUGACACAACGUUGAUGUUGCAUCCGAUAAAAUUCCUUCACGGAUACGACAUUACACGGAAAUCUACGUUCGUUUCGAAGUAACAUUAAUUGAAACAUUAUUUGAAGUAAUAAUAUAAUUAACGUGCUUCAAAAUCGUAUAUCGAACAAACUUGUAAGAUACUUGAAAUCUCUUUGAGUUAGUAAAAUAACGAAAUGGUAACGGUUCAGAGGAAGAAUAAAUUUGUACGACCGAUAUACUUUGUUGGUACUAUGCACGUCCGUUGUAAAUGUUGAUAUUCUUCGUUAACACGUUGGUCGCCAGAAAUUGGUGACAUGCCUUGUCAUUAAGGAACUGAUGAAAUUAAUUUCAUAGAUGAGACAAUAAUGAAAAUAAAUCUGGACAGGAUUCAUAAAUUUGACGACGUU